Molecule: messenger RNA, 945 nt
Organism: Micromonas pusilla CCMP1545
Lineage: Eukaryota; Viridiplantae; Chlorophyta; Mamiellophyceae; Mamiellales; Mamiellaceae
Exons: 2
Coding region: 1-945 (314 amino acids)
Source: RefSeq, a predicted model, not a curated record
AUGGACGCCCGCGCGGCCGUUUCGCCGUCCUCCCUCACGCCAUCGUUUCCCCCUCCCCGCGUCGCAGUCGUGUACACCCCGCGCCCCGGUCUGUUCGCGGACCUGUGCCUGUGCGUCGACGCGCAGGGGCUCAGGAUCCUGCGCGCGGAGAUCUCCGGCGCGGGCGCGCUGCGCGCCUAUCGCUUCUGGGUCGUGGACGACGAGACCGCGUUCAAGCUCGAACACGCGCACCUGAACCCGAUAUCCCUCGCGAUUCGAGACGCGGUCGUGAAGCAGGGCGCGUGGCACUCCGUCCACGGCGCGGACGCGGUGAAGAUCAGCGGCGAGGCGUUCCUCCGCGUGGACGCGCCGAGGCACGCGCUGAGCCUCAGGCGCGACUUUCUUUUCCCGUCGUCACUGUUAUCCCACCCCUCGCGUUCAAUCCCGACACACCUCGACACCUUUCAACUCCAACUGAUUGACGCACCCCUCAACUCCACCCCGACGUUCGCUUUGAAUGAUGGACCCUCGACCCUCAGGGCGCCCGACCGCGUCGGCCUCCUCCGCGACGUCGCCGCGACGCUGUUGCACCGCGGCGUGGACUUCGACUCCCUCCGCACGUUCACCGCGUGGGGCUCCGACAGCGUCCCGACCGCGGUCGUGGAGGGGUCCGUCGUCGCGGACGAGCGCGUCGCGGAACGCGUCGGGACGCGCGUCAGCGGCGGCGCGGAGUGGGAAGAGGUGAUGCGCGCGUUGCGCGACGUCGCCGUCGGCGGGCUCGAGCGCGGAGGCGUCCCCGCUUCCGCGAUCGCGACGAUGACCGGCGGGCGCGGGUCGCCGACGAGGACGGCGCACGCGGACGAUGCGAUGGAGGGCGCGCACGACGACGAACGGGGAGGGGGCGGGGGGACGAUAUCGCGCGCCAAAGCCGGCGCGGGGAUGCGAAAGGCGCGUUCUAUACACUGA